Saccoglossus kowalevskii is the source of this 2042-nucleotide messenger RNA. Its product is annotated as NEDD4 family-interacting protein 1-like. The record is from RefSeq and is a predicted model, not a curated record. NCBI's taxonomy places the organism in Eukaryota, Metazoa, Hemichordata, Enteropneusta, Harrimaniidae. Gene Ontology annotation, biological process: vacuolar transport; ubiquitin-dependent protein catabolic process; metal ion transport. Gene Ontology annotation, molecular function: WW domain binding. Gene Ontology annotation, cellular component: Golgi apparatus; endoplasmic reticulum; perinuclear region of cytoplasm.
CACCCGGAUGUCCGCCAUCUUUGUGCCAUCAAAACAAAAUUGGGUUCGUGAUUUUGUGAAUUUCUAUUACGCUCUCUUGUAUAAUAUAUCGACUUUCCCCACUUUGUAAGACAAGCCGGAGGGACAGAAAACAGCAGACAUGGAUCAACCACCAAAAUAUGAAGAGCUCCAUAUAGAUGACGACGAUGAUGAAGAUUCAUCUGCAGUUAUAAUGGCAUUGGUUGUACCCCCACCGUCUCCUGAAGACACCAGACCAAGUACUCCAGUGCCACCAGAAGAUCCAAAAGACGAUACAGAUCCACCUCCUUACAACAUAGCAUCCACUUUACCAAGUUACGAUGACGUACAAAAACAGAAAGACACAGAACCUCUGAUGAAUCAAGACCCUGAAGCCCGGGAGCAUGAUGUAGAUAUGGAUCUUGGCGGGGAUGUCAUGUUUAUCUGUACCUUUAUCAUUGCAUUUAUCUUCAACUGGGUUGGCCUGCUGUUUUCGUUUUGUAUGACAACUACUGUGGCAGGUCGCUAUGGUGCCAUAUCUGGUUUUGGAUUGUCUAUUAUUAAAUGGGUUGUUAUCAUGAUGCACACCGCUAGUUUGACCGACUAUGUUGAUACUUUACCCUGUUUAUGGUGGAUUCUCCUCCUCCUUGGGAUGAUGCUGUUUUUACGUGGUGCAGUCAUGUACAUUAAAGUAAAAAGACAAUUUACGACUGGCGUUAGAACCAGAUUCAGCUAUUUCUAUAUUUACUAAGAACAUUAUUAAAAUACUGCAACAUAAUUCAUUUUAACAGUGGUAAUUAUUAACAGUGAGAUAGGUAGCCCUUUACUCCCUAUGAUAGUUGUAUUUAAUUAAAUCGUGGAUACAUCAGGGUUGUCAUCUGUGUUUAUUACAGUUCUGUAAAUCACACCGUUUCAGUAUUUAAGUAUUUUAUGUUCUGUAUUUACCAAGUGUUAAUCGGGAGGGUGCGUGGGAAUUGAGCAUUUUAUUUUAUUUUUUUUUUGGAGAAAUUUGAAAAAUGGAUUUAAAAAAAAAAUUAUAUAAAAUUAGGGUAAAAGUUUAUUUUUUCUUACCUUGUUUUGUUUUUCAGAAAUCUAUCGGCAUUGUCAAUGAUUUUCUAUGAUUUAUUAUAUUUGCAAUGAUCUAAUAAUCUUAGCUGCGUCUGUUCACUGAAAGGCUCCUCUACAUUGACUUGCACCGUUUUGUAUGAGUCUUAUCACUAUCAUCUGGUUUGGGUAUAUGCAUAAACCAACCAAGUUAUAAAAUGUUUCUAGUAAUUUUAGUAUUUUAAUCUGUAUUGUAAUUCAUUUAAUUAAUCCAUAUUUGCUGAUAAUUAAUUUUUGGUAGCAGUAUAAGCGGAUACAGAAACAGUUAAUGCUAAAUUAUUAAGUUUGAAUUAAGUUUAACCAUGCUCUCUGGCCAAACACAUAUGAGUCUUGUUAUCAUCCUUGGAAUAUGGUCGUUAGCAGUCUUCAAGUGUUAAUAUAUGUCCUUAUGGUGCUGAUUUGUUUCCAUGGUUACUUGUAAAAUUAUCACUGUUCUGUACCAUAGAAAUGAAAAGCCAAAUCUUGCCUGUAGGGGGCGCACUUAUAUAAGUUUGCUAUUUCCAGUAAGUGUGUUGCGAAUGCUAUUGAUUUGUAGUUUUUCUCUUAGCACUUCUAUAGUUCAAAUAGUAUUGCAAAUAUAGUGUACACAUAUUUGUUAUAAUCGAGUCAAUCACGUAAAUUGGUGACCGCCUCGCUGGCUGAAACCCUGGGUCUUGAGAAGUCACAAUUACCAACUUGCUUGUAUCAUAACAAAAUAUACAAGCUUGUCUCGACUAAAAGUGUAAUAUUGUUUUAUUAUGAGCUUCUAAAUUAAAAACAAAAAAAUCAUGAAAUGGAAUUUUAAUAUUUAAAUGGAAAUUUGAAAGUACCAUUGUGAGAAUAUGGGAGAGUGUUUUUAUCAAGGUUAUGAUUACAAAACUGUCUUGAAAUUUUAAGCUUCAUAUUUACUUCAUACUCUUUAUCUUGUUUUCAAAUUAAAUGUUGGUUACUUUAAAUCUUAA